This is a messenger RNA of Fusarium poae, 813 nucleotides long. RefSeq lists its product as uncharacterized. The record is from RefSeq and is a predicted model, not a curated record. Lineage: Eukaryota; Fungi; Ascomycota; Sordariomycetes; Hypocreales; Nectriaceae. Bases 1 to 813 code for a protein of 270 amino acids. The transcript is spliced from 2 exons.
AUGGUUCGUCUCUCCGUACUUCCAGCUGCGGCUGUAACUCUGUUCCUUUUCGGAGUCAAGGCUAGCCCCUGCAAGCCUGCGACCACGGGAGUCACAAGCAUUGCCGAGAGCUCAACUGUUGUACCCGAUUCGACCGCUACGUCCUUCGACUCCACAGCAGUUACUACUGUCAUCGAGGCUACCUCCACCGUCCAGGAAGAACCGACAGCGGAUACGACCGAGACAAGCGUUGUUGAGAGCGUAUCGACCAUUGCUUCUGAUACGACCACUGCUUCAGCGGUUGUCACUACUACUGCGCUUGACCCUACCACUGCGGCCCAGGAAGAGCCUGCGACUACCAGUGGAGCCCCGGAUUGUGUUGAAACCCAGUUGUUUAUCAACUCUGGCUUCGACGACAGCGACUCUGAUAUCACACCCUGGACAAGCAACGGCGAAAUAACCCGAAUUGGACCUCAGAGUGGUGGAAAUGCUGUGGCUUAUGCGUUUGCGACCAACGGCAAUGACCAAGCUGGAACUGUCUCGCAAACUUUGAGCAAUCUUUACGGCACCUACGAGUUUUCCUACUACUACCGUGUUAUCCAUGUCAGUCAACAUGCUGACUACACUUGUAAUACGGAACUCAAGGUGGGAGAUACUUCCAGGGAUGGAACGUUCUAUGAUACCGUUGGUGAUUGGAGGGUUGACCGCCUCAUCUUCUCUGAUAUCAAUGUCGCCCAGGCAGAUGUAAAGCUCAUCGUGACCUGUUAUGGAGAGUAUCAGUCAAUCCAAGUCAAUGUCGACACUCUUGGAUUCAAGCGUAUUUGCAGCUUGUAG